Molecule: messenger RNA, 2206 nt
Organism: Tilletiaria anomala UBC 951
Lineage: Eukaryota; Fungi; Basidiomycota; Exobasidiomycetes; Georgefischeriales; Tilletiariaceae
Exons: 2
Coding region: 108-2126 (672 amino acids)
Cellular component (GO): nucleus
Molecular function (GO): histone binding
Source: RefSeq, a predicted model, not a curated record
CCCUGCUCGACUUAGAGCAUACAGCCAUUGUCAUUGAGACCGAGAUUGACCCGUCUAGCUGCUUGGAUGCAUUUGUCCAGUUUCGAGGGGUAGGCGCGAUUCCUAUCAUGCGUGGUUGGGACGCAAAUGUGGAUGCAAGGCGUGAAGAGCAGUUCAUGCGCAAGAUGUCAGACAGCCACUCUUUCACAAGGCCGGGACGCUUCUUUCCACCGCCUUUCAGAGUCGAUGGACGCCUAGCUUACGUCGAAGAAGAUCAAAGCGGUGCGGAUUCUCCAGGGCCAAGCAAUUGGCUGGAACGCUCAAAUGACGCACAUCGUCCCAAACGCCAGAGACUACAAUUCACGUCAGAGCUGGCUCCUCCAGUUACCCGUCUGAAUCCGGAUGGCACUGAGAAUGUCGAGUGGGCUCGUUAUCAAAGCGCCCUUCGUCUCAAGAGCAAGUGGGACAGCAUCUAUGAGAAGUUCAAAGACGCCCAUCUGCUGCCCCAGGAUGAGAUCUUUCUCGGAAGCCAGCGCCAUGGGGAGAUGCGCGUUUUGCGGGACAGAGGGAUCCUGCGCGGCCUGAAGAAGGAGAUCAACUUCGGGCAUUUCAUCAAGCUAGAAGAGGCCGCAGAACAGGAGGAGCGUUUGCUGGAUGGAACUUUCGAACCGGUGGAAAGCGAUGAAGAUGAGUUAGGGGGCUGGGGUGACAAGAGCUAUCUCAAGACACAAUAUCGCGAAUUUGAUAAUAUAGUAGAGGAACAAGAGUCACAGGAGGAGGAUCCCGAUCUGCGCGACUUUCUAGAAGCCGAGCGGCGAAGGCGGGAGGUGAUGGGCGAAGAGAGUGAAGUGGAGUUGGAGGGAGAUGCAGAGGAGGAUGACGAGUCCGUCAUUGACUUCACCGAUCCGCACUGGGAUGCGCCAAAGCGCGAGCGCCUUCGCAUGGCACGACAUCGUGCACGGGAGGGGCCGCAUGAAGAUCAGGAGGACGCGGAGAAAGGCACAUACUCGGAUGGGGACACACUGGAUACCCAGAGAUCUUCUUCAGAAUUCGAUAGUGAAGCCGCAAACCGCCUUACGUGGGCCGACUCGAACGAUGAGAUGGAUCUGUUCAACGAUGAUCCUGACAUCAGCGCGUACGACGCGGAAGCUAUAGCAGACCUCAUCCGGGAGCAGAAUGCACAGCUCGCGCUGGAAGGAAAGAUGCUCGUACCAGAAGAAGAAGUAGAUGAAUUCGCCUACUUGCUCACUGGUGGUGGUCCAUCCCAGCAAGCCGGCAGUUUCUCUCCAACUCCAAGCGGGACAACCACGCUCGCAUCCGCUGAAUUGACAGGCUCUCGGCGCGGGACUCACCCACAAGCCACUUCUACCGCGUUCGAAACGCCGAGCAAACCAUUCCAAAUGCCUAUGCUCCUUCCGAAUGGCAACAGUGCACGCCCAACGCCGACCCCCUCGCAGCACAGCGAUUUUUCCAGCACGUCGACCAAAGUCGGCUCCGACCCUGGCUUCAUCAUAGCUCAGAAGCCAUGGAUCGCAAGCUCACCGGGCCUUGCGUCGGAAAGGUUCAAAAGGUCGUCCUCGCGAGCUGGCUCAGACUCAGGAGAUGCCAGCGACGCGACAGUCACGCCUACACGCCCCUUGCGCAAGUCUACCUUACUCAAGCUACAGCAAGAGCAAGCGGACAAGCCUUUCUCUGAUCCAAAGGCAGCCACACCGAAGGCUUCCAUACCGGUCUCGUUCGCUUCACGCAAAAGCACUGCUAUUCGUUCUUCCCCCCGAGCUUGUCUGGAAGAUCAAAGCAAGAUGCUGCCGCCGCGACAAACAGGGCCACCUUUGCGACGCAAAGCAAGAAGCCUUGCCCCUUUGCGGUCACGCGCUCCCAGAACAGCCCGCCAGACUUCGUCCAGCCAUUCUGAUGAAGAGGAUGAAGAGGAAAGUCGGAUCCGUUGGCUCGGCAGAAACAAUCGUCACCUCUCGAGCACGCUCAGCGAAGCAGACGAUGACGAAAAGGGCGAAGAUGCAGCAUGCUUCACAGCUCCGGCAAUAGAGGGCGCCCCAUCGUGCGGCGGGCCCGGCGCUUGCAGCAAAACGUUUUGCAUGAGCUGUGGGAGUUCUCGAUCGACAUUAUCUUCCUUGUUACUCUUGUAGGAUCAUCUUGGCAUAUCCAAUGAUUUUAACACGAUUGCAUCUAUCACUUGAAAUGAAUGCACCUUGUCCUACCUACCGAG